GCAAGCACCCAAGUCGCAAACCGCCAACAACACUUCCCUUCUGGUUGACUAGCAAAGCUAACUGACUCCGAUUCUCGCAGUUUUUCCUCAGUCUAGUUCCGAUUUCGCUACGAUUAAGACGCACUUGUGAGUUGAGACUAGGAAACUCUUCGCGGGUGAUCCGUUGGAAAAACGCGAGUGGAAUCAGGAUCCACACUUGGGCAACGCGUCGUGCCGUGCGUCGAGGCGUUCGAAGUUUGAUUGAGUGAACCGUUUAAUGCUAAACGGUCGAAAAACUACCAGUCAUACAAAGUGAUUAACUGCUAACAAAGUCAUCCGACCGUUUUGGCGCGGAAAUCCGAAAUUUUCCAACAGGCGCAUACAGCAUUGGAUUAGAACCCGAUUUGCCAAACCCACAACACUCCAGUGAAUUAUGAUCUAACGUGUGGAGUAGAUCGAUCAUUGCUUUUGAGGAGUGUUUUUUUCGAAACAGAGCACCAGGAUGUGGAAAUUAGCAGCAUUUUUGCUGGUUGGAGCAUCGACGAUUUUGGCAGUGAUCCCAAUGAUUGCAGCCAGCGUAAGCCAACAGGGUGGCGCAUCAAUGCGAAGAUCCAAGUGUCUAAAUCGGGAUCGUAUACAGGUAUACGAUGGACACGACAAAGCGUUACAUCAACGACUUACAGGUUUGCGCAAUGAGAUGCGCACCAGGGCAUCAACCCAGAGCACGGAACUUGAUGCGUAUUUGAUAACUUCGUACGACGAGCACAUGUCUGACCAUCUGAUGGAAUCGGACGAACGGUUGAAGUUCUUGACAGGAUUCUCCGGUACUACGGGAGAGGCCGUAGUGACUACAAAGUCUGCGGCUUUAUGGGUAGACGCCAGGUUCUACGAUCAAGCUGAUUACGAGUUGAACUGUGAUUGGCGGAUCUAUCGCAGUGGAGAGCAUCCUACAAUUUCGGAAUGGAUUUCGAGUGAACUGGCUCCAGAGAGUCGAAUAGGAGCCGAUCCACAACUUGUGCCUCAUGCUUUAUGGGUUAGCUUGGAACGGCAGCUGAACUCAGACUUCAUCAAACUGAUAAAGAUUCAUCGCAAUUUGGUGGAUUUGGUGUGGGGUGCUCGACGACCUGCACCAAAGCUCAACUCCAUCAAGGUACAACCAUUGCGGUUCGCUGGUGAACACUGGGAAGUCAAGGUUAAUAAACUCCGGUCUAAUUUGACGGCCAUGAGGUGUGAUGCAAUGAUCGUUACGUCGCUGACCGAAGUAGCAUACAUUUUGAAUCUACGAGGCAGUGAUAUUCCGUACACUCCAGUGUUCAAGGCGUAUUUGGUAGUCAGCAAUCGGGAGAUUAUCCUGUACACGAAUAACACACGGAAGAACAUGGGUCUGCUGAAUCAUCUCAAGUCUCACAGCUGUCACAAUGAAUAUUGUGUGCAAAUCAAAGAAUACCAAGACGUACUGCGGGACCUGAGAACGCUGUCUCAACAUUGGAAACGCAUUCUCGUACCAUCAGCCGUUGUGUUUGACAUGGGAGCAUCGGAAGCAAUACAUUCAGUGCUUCCUCGAGAACUAGUACUGGACAGACCGUCGCCGAUUAUUUUUCUGCGUGCGCAGAAAAACGAGGUCGAACAACAGGGCAUGAAGAAGGCACACAUACGCGAUGGAGCAGCAAUGUGUGAAGUGCUCAGCUAUCUGGAAGAAAGGUUCAUCGCCGGCGAUCACUUCACAGAGCUUUCGCUGGCUAAAGAGAUUGAUCGUAGUCGUAAGAUACAGGAUCUCUCGGAAGGUCCUUCCUUCAAAACUAUCGUGGCAUUUGGUUCGCAUAGUGCCAUUCCGCAUUAUACGCCCAGCAAUCGUACGGACUUCGAAAUUACCGAAUAUGGUACGCUUCUGAUUGAUUCCGGUGGCCAAUACCAGGAUGGAACGACUGACGUCAGCCGGACGAUUCAUCUCGGGGAUCCACACCCUGACCAAAUUCGAGCUUACACAAAUGUCCUGGUUGGAAUGAUCCGGUUGUCGGUUCUUACUUUUCCGGAAAAUUUGAAGCCAGCCGAGCUGGAUGCUCUUGCCAGGGGACCCGUUUGGGGAGAUAUGAACGACUAUCCUCAUGGAACGGGUCACGGUAUUGGGUCUUAUUCCGCCGUUCACGAGUCUCCAAUCAGCAUAGCUUACACGACCAAACAGCGCUACAGCUUCAAGGAUGGUUAUUUCUUCUCCAAUGAACCCGGUUAUUACAAGAGGGGAGAAUUUGGCAUACGUUUGGAGAAUGUUUUGCAAGUUCAUGACACUGGAAAGGUGCACCCCUCUGGCAACAAAUUCCUCUCGUUCGAGGACGUCACUCUGGUACCCUUCGAACCCAAAAUGAUCGAUCGCUCGAUGCUGAGUGCUCCCGAGAUCAAAUGGAUCAAUGACUACAACGCUCGAAUUCGACAGCUAGUUGGUGACGAGCUCAAACGCAAGCAGAAAAUGGAAGCCUUCUACUGGAUGAUGAACAAGACACGAAACAUUCCCGAAUAUCGGUCCGAUGCGGACUACGGUGCUGCUGGAUCUGUUGCGUUGAACUUCCGAGUAAUUUCCCUGAUACUAGCGACCAUCAUAACUAACAUUCUAAUUCUGGGAUAGAGCAACUAGUCCAAUGCCGUGUUAAUAGUUCAAAACGCCUCAUCGCCUGUCCAGCUCUCUCUCUCUCUCCACCAUUCGAAACGCUCGUUGGUCUUUCAAACUAAAAAAAAAGCGAACAAUCGACCAACCCACCCACUGUCUCUCUAUCAAUGUAGCUAUAUCUUUCACUGUUUGCUCGUAGGUUAGGCCUAGUGAAUAAGAAAAGAAAAACCACUGUUCAUUAACUUAUUUAUUAAUAAUGUAUAAUUGGAUGAUCGAUGUUAUAGUUACCAGAGCGCAAGCAAGUGAUAUUUUACAAAGCCACUGAAUUCAUUAGAGAUUAAACAAACACUAGCCCGAACGCGAAAAA
Molecule: messenger RNA, 2948 nt
Organism: Aedes aegypti (yellow fever mosquito)
Lineage: Eukaryota; Metazoa; Arthropoda; Insecta; Diptera; Culicidae
Product: xaa-Pro aminopeptidase ApepP
Exons: 9
Coding region: 482-2599 (705 amino acids)
Molecular function (GO): metalloaminopeptidase activity
Source: RefSeq, a predicted model, not a curated record